Molecule: messenger RNA, 3189 nt
Organism: Physcomitrium patens
Lineage: Eukaryota; Viridiplantae; Streptophyta; Bryopsida; Funariales; Funariaceae
Source: RefSeq, a predicted model, not a curated record
AACCAGGAUCACAAGCCCCAAUCCCCCAUCACCCUCCCCACACUGGCCUCCGCAAUUCAAUUCAGCUCUCUCUCUCGCUCUCUCGCUUUGUCUCUCACCACCUUGCCUGCUACCCUGCCUCAAUUUCUAAUACCAAUGCCACUGGGCUUCAUGUCCACCUUUCGUCUGUGCAAUUCUGCAGCCCCUCCUUUUGUGGGUCGAGGUCGCGAGGCUGUUUGACGUCGCUCUCUUGGCUGGGUGAUGUUUAUGAAGCACGAGGGUCGUAUUGGUGUUUGGUGUAAUAGCUAGUCGUUGUCGCGUGAAAGUGGCUGUCUGGGAGUUAGGUUAUAUCUCGCUCAUUUUAUUUGAGAUUUCAAGGCUUGGAUGUGAGGAACUGAUGGGGUUUGGUGAGUUCUUUAUUGGGAGGUUUGAGUGCGAAGUUUAAUUGAAAAUGAGGGCGGUUGUUGUUGUCGCGGUGACGAUGAAGUAAAGAGGAGGACAGUGUGAGUGAGAUCUAGGGUUUGGUAGUGAUUAUUCGCCUUUUUUCCUUUGUUUUCUUUAUUCCGUAGUGAGCUGAUUUUUGGGAAAUUUGCAUGGAGAAAGUUUGGGUUGGGGGUGAGGAUUGCUAGAUUGGGGGAAGAGUUGGUAGUGGUACAUAUUUCGUGACGUAGUCGCGGAGAGAAGCAUUUUUUAGGCCCAGUAGCUGUGAGUUGGCCUGAAUGGAUAGAUAUGUUGUGCUGCACGGGGUUUAUUGCAGAGUUUCGGUGUAGAUGAUUCUAAUGUAGGUGUUCCGAGAGAAGGGUGCGUGCCCUUGUGAAUUGGAAGUUGUGACUUAAACGUGAGAGUUAUGAAUUUUGGUGUGGAGGAUACGUGGAUACGGGAUCAUUAGGUGGUGGUAAAGCUAGUGAUUAAGGGUGAAGCUUGUGAUGGCCAAUGUGGUGCGAUGGGCCUCUCUGGGGCCUCCACAAUGUGCAAACGCAGCCUUGGGUUCACUGAUUAGCAAGUGCCAUCCGUUUCGUGGCCGAUAUUUUGGAAGGAAGAAGUGCUGCUGGUCGAGUCGGAGGGGAUCUCGACAAAGAGGGGAUUUGGACAGAAUAGGAGCUUUUGAUGAUACGAGGUCGGAGCUUGUUAUGAAUGGGAGUGCAAGCGCCAACGAAUUUAGUACUCUGGCGUUACUAUUUCCUGACAGCCCGGAGAACGAUGGCUCCGUCGGAUCGCGUCAAGAGCUGCAACUCAAAUUGCAAAGUGAAUAUGAAGCAUCCAAUGAACUUUACGACAAGCUUGCCGAGAACGCAAUAGUUGAUGGAUCGAUAAGCGAUGGAGUGCAAUACGAGAGUAAUCCAGAAGAAGAAACAGAUUCUGAUCAGGCGUAUAUUGAAGUUGGGAAAGAACAGUCAGAAACUCGGAUUGGUGCUUCAGCAUAUCAGCAGGCCAGCAAGUUACUUGAAGCAGUUAACAAAACGUUGGAUGGACUUGAAGAUGAUCUUUUCAAGCACGCUGAGGAGCUGGAGGCUUCUGCUGUAAUGGAGGACAUCACCUUUUCUGGAGACGUCCCGAAUGUUACUGAGGGGUGGGAACAAGCAUGGAGCGAAACAAGUUCACAGUCUCUGGAGUUAGAACAGAUGCAAGAGGAGAUAGUUGUUCGGGAUAAGCUUCUCGAAAUGAUGCGGCAAGAGGCAGUUGAAGCUUCCCAAACUUUAAAGACUGCAACUCAAGCCAUGAUAACAGCAAAAGGCAAGAUAACCUACUUGCAAGAGCAACUAGAUACGACUACUGGCUUUCUGCAACAGGAGAAAGAAGCUACUCAACGAGCACUUGAUCUCUUCUCUUCCUCGUUGCUGGCUCUAUCAGAUGCGGAAGCACGUAUUCGAGAACUUGAGAAACAAGUAGAGAUUGGAUCACAAAUUCAAGAAAACCUCGCGGAUAUGGAUUCAUUGAAGGGCUUGCUGGACACUAAGGAGAGAAUUAUACAGUCCAUGCGUGAUGAAAAUCGUCGUAAUGCUAAUAUGCUUCUUGCUGCUGCCAAGACUCGAGAAGGUUUAGCAAACGCAGAGAAGAAAGUGGAACUUUUUACUGCUCAAGUGGAAAUAUUGGAGGAGGAAGUUCGUUCAAGAGACUUGCUCUUAAGAGAGGUCAGAGAUGAGAUGGUUCGUAGCACAGACGCGUUAAAGUUGGCUUCGCACAUCAAGCAGGAAUUAAAUAUUAGCAAACAGAAAGAAAUAGAACUGACUCAAGACUUAGAGAUCGAGAGAAGUCUUGUCAAGGAACUUCGGCAGGAGUUGGCUGAGAAUCAUAGAGCUAUUCAUGCUGAGCAGGCAUUACGACAGAUGGAGAAAAAAUUGGAAAGUCUAAAACUUGAGAUCGACAUGCUUCGUGGUGGAGUGGGAGCACGAGAUGAUGCUUUAAGGUUAAUGAGGGAUGAGGUGGAUCGUAGCGUGGAGGUUUUAGCUGAUGCCGCUGAAAACCGCGAGGCAGUCCGACAGUUAACAUCAUAUGUUGAGGAAUUAAGGGCAGAACUAGCAAUGAAGGAUGAGACGAUUGUAUCCUUGCAAAAGGAGCUUUCUCGCACUGAGACUUCGUUCCGGCAGGACAGGCUCGUGCCAAAGACCAACUCUAGUGUCAAGGCAUCUACAGCUUCUGCGCAACAUACAUUUGAAAGCACUUCAGACAUGGGGUCAAAAAAGGUGAAAGGAAAAUCGACUUGGCGAAAGCAAGGCACCAAUUCUCCGCGCAGGCCCUACCCACAAUCGUAAGGUUGAUCAUACGUGUUGGUUAGAGGAAAUAGUCAAAGUUGACGGUGAGGCUACACAUGCAAUGCAAUCUAGCAUCCAGUGCUUCGUGGAAUCCAGUACGCUAUGAAUGUGUACUGGGUGCUAAAGCCUCCUGAAAACAAACAUUGGACCUUAUAUCUAUGCAGAUUUGGUUACCAACAACGUUAGCAAUUGAAAAGUAGGGAGCUAAAACACACAUCGUUCUCUACUUGGCCUUGGCAUUGUUUUGCCCUUGCAGACAGCGUAUUGAUAUUUAUACCUGCAACCUGACCAACUUCAUGAUGUGAGGGGUGGAUGUUAGGGUUUAGUCUUCUUGGUUGAGGAGAACCCACCCCUGACACCAAUUGUGGCCAUGAUCCAAAGAGUAACCGCUGGGCAAUUUGUAACAUUCACAUUUUAACGUAGAGAAGCUCCGUGAAUGAGCACUUUGUUCAGAUCA